Plasmodium adleri (nom. inval.) is the source of this 4947-nucleotide messenger RNA. Its product is annotated as chromosome condensation protein, putative. Bases 1 to 4947 code for a protein of 1648 amino acids. Gene Ontology annotation, cellular component: chromosome. The transcript has a single exon. The record is from RefSeq and is a predicted model, not a curated record. Gene Ontology annotation, molecular function: protein binding; ATP binding. Lineage: Eukaryota; Apicomplexa; Aconoidasida; Haemosporida; Plasmodiidae. Gene Ontology annotation, biological process: mitotic chromosome condensation.
AUGACAGAUGAUAUAGAUGUUAAUGAGAAUAUGAUUAAAAAUGAAGAGGAAAAUGUGGAAAAUAAGAAUAUGUUAAGUAUUAUAAGUAAUGAUAAAAUUACUGAUGAAGAAAAUAAUAUUCAUAAUGAUGAAUGUGUAAAAAAUAAUAUUUUAUGUUUAAAAGAUAUAAAAGUAAAUAGGAAAAGAAUAAUAAUUGAAAAAUUAGUAUUAGAAAAUUUUAAAAGUUAUGCUGGUGUUAAAGUGAUUGGACCAUUCUGUAAAAAAUUUAGUUGCAUCGUAGGACCUAAUGGAAGUGGUAAAAGUAAUAUAAUAGAUGCUAUGCUUUUCGUAUUUGGAAGAAGAGCAAAAAAAAUUCGACAAAAUAAAUUAUCUGAUCUUAUACAUAAUUCUAAAUUUUCUCCUAAAAAUAAUUUUACAAAGGUAUCUAUUUAUUUUAAAACUAUAAUUGAUGAGGAAGAACCAAUCGUCGAAGAAGAAUUUUAUUAUGAUGACUAUGACGAUGAAGAUGAAUAUGAUGAUGAUGAAGAGGAAGAUGAUGAAGAUGAUGAUAAUGAUGAAGAUGAUAAUGAUGAAGACGAUAAUGAUGAUAUAAAAAAAUCGGAUAAAUAUAAUAAUAAUGAAAAAGAGGAAAACUAUUUUUCUGGAAGAGAAGAAGAUGAUAAAUUACACAAUGGAUGUAAUAAUAUGGAAAAAACAAAUAACAUGUCAAAUAAUAUGUCAAAUAAUAUGCCAAAUAAUAUGCCAAAUAACAUGCCAAAUAAUAUGCCAAAUGAUGUGUCAAAAAAACAAAGAAGGAAAAGAAAGAAGAAAAGAAAAAGAAAACGAUUUCUCUUUAAAAAUACGGAGAAUCCACUUUAUCAACAUUAUUAUCAAGAUGGUGAUGAUAUAGAAGAUUUUGUUAUAAGCAGAGAAGCCACUAUAGACAACCAAUCAAAAUAUAGAAUAAAUGAAAAGGUUGUUACACAGAAAGAUGUAUCAGAUUUAUUAUAUAAAAAAGGUAUCGAUUUAAAUAAUAAUCGUUUCUUAAUAUUACAAGGAGAAGUCGAACAAAUAGCUCAAAUGAAUCCAAAAGGUAAUAAAAAUGAAGAUGGUUUAUUAGAAUAUUUAGAAGAAAUAAUAGGUACUAAUAAAUAUAUUGAAAGUAUAAAUGAACAUUUAGAAAUAUUAGAAAGGUUUGAAGAAAUACAUCACGAAAAGGUUCAUCGUUUAAAACUUGUUUAUAAUGAAUUAAAAGAAUUAGCAGGUCCUAAAAAAGAAGCUAAAUAUUAUAUGACCCUACAAAAAUAUACAUAUAAGUUACAUAUAAUUAUUAAUAAAAAGGAUCAAUAUGAAUUAUCUAAAAUGAUAAGUGAUAAAGAAAAGGAAUUAAAUUUGUUUUUAAAUAAAAGAGAUAAUCAUGAUAUGGAAUAUAAACAACUAUUAGAAACACGAAAAGAAAUGAAUAUAGCUUUAAGUAAUUUAGAAAAAGAAGAAGAAGAAGUUAUAAAAAAAAAAAAUUUGAAAAACAAUGAAUUCAAAAAAUUAAAUAUGGAAGAUGAAAAUAUUAAAAAAGAAUUAUUAAUUAUUGUACAAAAAAUGCAAAACUUAUAUGUUAAAAGAGAAGAAUUAAAAGAAAAAGAUAUCCCUUCUUAUAAAAAAAUUAUUGAAGAAAAACAAAAAAUUAUUAAUGAAAUAAAAAAAGAAAAAUUACAUUUAUUAGAAACUGAAUUAGAAAAAUGUGAACAAGAAUUAGAUAAUUAUAAUGAAGAAAUAAAACAAGAUAUUGAUAAAAUGAAUACUAUAUAUUCGAAUGAAGAAAAAAAAUUAGCACCUUUACAAAAUAGUUAUGAUAAUAUUAUUAAAAAUAUAUCUGAAUAUACAAAUCAAUGUCAUAUUAUAGAAAAGAAAAAAAAGGAAUAUUUAACACAUAUAGAAAAUCUUAAAUAUUUACAAACAAAAAUUAUUAAUGAAUUAAAAGAAAAAGAUGUACAUACAAAAUAUUUAAUCAAAACAGAAGAAGAAAAACGAAAAAAUUUAAAAGGUAAACAAAAUGAUCUUGAUGAUAUUGAAUCUAAAAUACAAAAAUUAAAUACAAAUUUAAUAGAGGAAACUGUCAAAUAUGAAAAUAUUAAAAAAGAAGUUGUUACUGAUAGAAAUAUGAAUAAAUUACAUCAAUUUGUAUAUAAUUUAAAGAGAUCAAAAAUUAAAGGAAUACAUGGGAUGCUAAUUGAUCUAGGGUAUAUUGAAAAAAAAUAUGAAAAAGCAUUUACAAUAGCUAGCAAUAAUUGUUCAGAUUUUGUUGUAGUAGAUAAUCCAAAUGAUGCUGUAAAAUUAUUUGAAGAAGUUAGAAAGGCUAAUAUAGGAAGAGUGAACGUUUUAUCUUUAUCAGUUCUGAAUACAAAUCUAAAGAAUAUAAUGUUAAAAAAUGAAGAAUUAUAUACACAACCUUUACCCAAUGUAUAUAGAUUAAUUGAUCUAAUAAAAUUUAAAAAUGAUAAAUAUAAAAUAUGUUUUUAUUAUAUUAUCAAAGAAACAAUAUUAGCUAAUACCUUAGAGCAAGCUCAUGUUAUAGCAUAUUCACAUAAAAAAAGAGUCGUUACAAUAAAUGGAGAAUUAAUUGAAAAUGACGGAAGACUAUGUGGAGGAGGCAUGGAAAAUAAAAAUUCAAAAAAUAAUGGUAGAAAUUCAGAACGUGCUAUAAAUAGUAAAAAUAAUAACAACAAUAAUAAUAAUAGUGGAAUAAAAACAAGCGAAUAUGAUGAAUCACAUUUAUUAAAUUCAGAGAAAAUAUUAAAAGAAUUAAAUAAAAAUAUUCAAGACCAAAAAAAACUAAAAGAUAUCCUAAUUAAUGAUAUUAAUGAUAUCAAUACAUUUUUAGAAGAUAAUGAAUGUAAAAUUGUUAUUACAAAAAAAAAAAUUGAUAAUUUAAAAAAACAACUUGAAGAUAUUGAUGAUCAAUUACAAAACUCCAAAACACCCGAAUUAACUAAAGAUGAAGAAAAUGAAUUAAAAACAUUAAAAAAUUUAAUAGAAGAAAAAAAUAAUGAAAAAAGUAAAGUCGAAAUUGUAUUAAAAGCACAAGAAGCAAAAGUAAAAAAAUAUUACGAACAAUUACAAGAUGUUGGAGGAGAAAAAAAAAAAAAAUUAAAAAAUAAAUUUAUUAAUGCGGAAAGACAAUUAAAUAUUAUGAAAGAUCAAUUACAAGAACAUACAAAUGAAGAAGCUAAUGCUUUAGCUAGUUUAGAAAAAAGUGAAAAAGAUAUCAGAAUAUUCUCAGAAAAUAUUUUAGAUUAUGAAGCAAAUGAAAAAGAAUUAGAAAAUGAACUCAAAAUUAUUGAAAAUAAAGGAUGUGCAGUAUAUGAAGAAGUAGAAACAUUAACAAAUUUAUUAAAUGAUAUACAAUCAAAUAUUGAAGAAAAGCAAAAAAAAAAACAACAAGUAGAUGAAAAUAUUUCAAAAAAAGAUUUAGAAAAUGUGGAUCUUGUAUAUAAAAUUGAACAUCUUCAAAAAGAAUUAAAUCAAUAUAAAAGUAAAAAUGAAAAUUAUCAAAAUAAAAUUGAUGAAUACAUGGAUCUAAUCAAACAGUCAGAUAAAGUUAUUCAUGAAAAUAUGCUCUCAGAAAUGAGAUAUAGGAAACUUUUAGGAAAGAAAAAAAAUAUUAAUAAAGACCAAGAAGACCAAAGUACAAGGGAGGAUAUAAAAAUGGAAGACCAUGAUGGUGAAGAUGGAGAAGAUGAUGAAGAUGAAGAUGAUGAUGAAGAUGAAGAUGACGAUGAAAAUGAGGACGAAAAUGACGACGAUGAUUUAGUAGAUGAGGAAGAGGAAGAAGAAGUGGAAGAAGAAUAUAUGCAAGAAGAUAUUCAUGAUACUCAAGAUACUCAACAUAUGCAACAUCAAGAGGAAACGAAGAGGAAAACAAAUAUAUAUGGUAAUAAUCAACAAUACGAAGAUAUUGAAGGUUAUGAUAAAAAUGAUCAACAUCAUAAAUUAGGAAAUCAAAUAAUUCUACCUAAUGGUAAUAAUAAUCAAAUGAGUCAAGAUAAAAAUAAAAAAAGGAAAUUAAACGAAAAUGAUACAACAACUAAAUGUCCUGAGAAAAAGAAAGUAAAAAAAAAAAAAAAAUUAUUAGAUGAUCUAAAAGAUCUUGAAGAACUUUUUGGUGAUAGCGAUGAAUUAAAAGAAUUAGAACAUGAAUAUGAUCAUAUUAAUAUUAAUGAUACAGAUUUAGAUAUGUUAAAUAAAAAAGAUAUCGAAACAAAUCUUGAAAAUAAAUUAUCUAUAUUGGAAAAAAAAACUCCAAAUUUAAAAAUUUUUCAAAAUUAUAAUUUAAAAUUAUAUGAUUAUAAAGUAAGAAGAAAAGAUGUUAAAAAAUCAAAAAAAGAAAAAGAUAAAAUUAAAGCAAUGUAUGAUAGUUUAUGUAAUAAAAGAAAAGAAGAAUUUGUAGUAGCAUUCAAUGUUAUAUCAUCCAAAUUAAAAGAAAUGUAUCAAAUGAUAGCUAUAGGAGGAGAUGCAGAAUUAGAAAUUAUUGAUUCAUCAGAAAUAUUUAAUGAAGGUAUUUUAUUCUCUGUUAGACCUCCAAAAAAAAGUUGGAAACAUAUACAAAAUUUAUCAGGAGGAGAAAAAACAUUAAGUUCAUUAGCUUUAGUAUUUGCUCUACAUUAUUUUAAACCAAAUCCAAUUUAUUUUAUGGAUGAAAUUGAUGCAGCACUUGAUUAUAAAAAUGUAACUAUCAUAUCACAUUAUAUUCAAACAAAAACGAGAAAUGCUCAAUUUAUUGUUAUCUCCUUAAGAAAUCAAAUGUUUGAAUUAUGUGAUCGUAUGAUCGGAAUCUAUAAAACUAAUGAUGUCACCAAAUGUAUAACACUUAACCCUGAUCAAUAUGAAAUCCUCAAACACCCAAAUACUAAACUAAAAAAAAAAACAAAAUUGGAAAAAAAUAUAAAAUAUGAAAAUACUGACGAAAAUUAG